AAGGUACAACCAGUCUGUUAAAUCUUGAAGGCUGUCCACUUGUGAUGAAACUAGCGGCAGUAUGUUCCCGCCGCUUCUCCACCUCGAAGAUCACCAAGUCCGGUCCAUAUUCCAGCAACCAGAUGGUCCAUGACCCAAUCAGGGAGCUGCACGCGCACCUUGUCCGUACCCAUCAGCACAGGAACUCGAACGCAAUGUCACCAGUCAUCAGAUCUUACGCCCUUUCUAAAAUAUCUAUCCAUAAAGCCCGUUCCGCUUUUAACGGGAUCGACCAACCCACACUGCCUAUUUGGAAUCACAUGAUACGCGCUCACUCCACAAGCGACACCCCAGUUGCCGCACUCCACAUGUUUGGGAAAAUGCGUCACUCAGGAUUGCGUGGCGAUAAUCUCACUUUUAUAUUUCUGUGCAAAGCUUGUGCUAGGGUUUUGGAUUUUACAUUCGGGAAAAUGGUCCAUGUUCAUAUUUUUAAACUUGGGUUCGAGUCGUACCUCUUUGUUUGCAACGCUUUGAUUCAUAUGUAUGGUUUUUGUGGUGACUUGUGUUCUUCGAGAAGAGUGUUUGAUGAAAUGGGUGACAAGGACUUGGUUUCUUGGAACUCUAUCAUCUGUUCGUACAGUCAAUGCGCGAAUUAUUCUGAGGUUUUGGGGCUUUUUGAUGCGAUGAUGGUGGAAAAUGUGACGGCUGAUGCUGUGACUUUGGUAAAAGUUGUUUUAGCUUGUAAUCAUUUAGGUGCGUGGAAAAUUUUGGAUUAUGUGGUGGAGUAUAUAGAGAAUAAUCGUGUUCAUAUCGAUGUGUACUUGGGCAAUACACUGAUUAAUGUAUAUGGAAGGCGCGGCUCGAUUGGAUUCGCUCGAAGGAUUUUUGACAGGAUGACUGUAAGGAAUGUUGUUUCUUGGAAUGUGAUGGUUAUUGCGACUGCCAAAUCCGGUGAUUUAUCUGCAGCCAGGAAACUCUUCAGUGAGAUGCCGGAGAGAGAUGUGAUUUCGUGGACUUCCAUGAUCACCGGAUACGCUCAGGGCAACCAACACGAUGAUGCUAUCAGUCUUUUCAAAGAGAUGAUGGUAGCAAAGGUUAUUCCUGAUAAAAUCACAGUAGCGACCGUGCUCUCUUCCUGUGCGCGUCUAGGGAGGCUUGAGAUGGGCCGGGCUAUUCAUGAUUAUGUGAUCAGUGAGAGUGUGGAAUCAGAUAUCUAUGUUGAGAAUGCUCUUAUAGACAUGUAUUGCAAAUGUGGAUCUGUUGAAGAGGCAAUGGAGGUGUUUAAUGAGAUGAAAGUGAAGGACUCUGUGUCGUGGAGCUCAGUCAUCACUGGUCUUGCUGUGAAUGGAAAAUCUAGCCGCGCUCUUGAGUUAUUCAUGGAAAUGUCGAGAGGAGGAGGAUUAAGACCGACUCAUGGAGCUUUUGUUGGGGUGCUGCUGGCUUGCGUCCAUUCUGGUUUGGUGAAGAAAGGGUUGGAAUAUUUCUGCAGUAUGCAAAAGGAUCAUGGAUUGGCACCGGAAAUGACACACUUCGGGUGUGUCGUGGAUCUUUUAUGUCGGUCUGGCGACCUUAGUAGGGCAUACGAAUUCAUAAGGAAGAUGCCUAUAGUUCCCAGUGCUGCAGUGUGGAUGAUAUUAUUGAGUGCUUGUAAAACUCAUGGUAAUCUGGUAUUAGCAAGAAUUGUUUCUGAGAAGCUUCUGGAAUUGGAUCCGGGUAAUGGUGCAAACUAUGUGCUCUCAUCCAACUCAUAUGCCAGUGCAGAGAGAUGGGAUGAUGCUAUAAAAGUGAGGGAACUGAUGGGCAGCAGGGACAUCCCCAAGCCAGUAGGUUGGAGUUGUGUAGGAACUGACAACAUUCCGAAACAUGAGAAAGAGCGGCAGUCUAUCAAAUCUUGGUGUGUGUGUCUGUUUGAAGCUGAACAAAGCAGCUAAUCUGAGGGCCCCAAGCUGGAUCCUUCCUUUUGCGGUUGCUCUAUCUUGCUUCUUUGGAUUGCUUCGAGGGAGCCCCGAUGAUGCCAAUUCCGUUUACCAGGCUUGUGUUUGGCAAUGCGAGAAGACUGGAUGUGUGAGGAAACAUUACGAGCUUUUAAAGUAAGACUGGCAAUGCGAGAAGACUGGAUAGUCCCUCUUUCUAGCUACAAUACGAGCUUUUAAAGUAAGAGCUGAUGCAAUGAGGGUCAUGAUUGCAGCUCCAGUGUUGGGCAUUCCAACAACCCACAUCUUAUUCUAUGAGUUUGACUAUAUGGUAAGCGCACUGCAAAGCUCAUCCUUCAGUUUGUGCUAUGUAGAUUAUUACUAGUAACUAAACAUGGGUUCAUAUUUUCGCCUUUCAUUAUGUUUGCACCAUAACAUAAAUAUUUCCUAAAAUUCUUCAUCCGCAGCUGUUUAGGUUUUCCGUACAGGGAGAAGCUAUCAACAGAAAUCAUCUAAGAAUAUAUAGAGGGGCUGUUGUGAUGCUUGUAAAACAUUACGACACCCCCCAGGGUAGGCGCUCAUGAAAAUAAGAAAGACUCAUGGGGCGAGUUUAAAUAUCUCGUGGACCCACUUUCAUUGUUCUCUUUUAAAUGCAGCCCAUAAAAAGAAAAAGUAUGGAGAAACCCCCAAUACUUCUCUUUCACUCUCUAUUUCGUAAAUCGUAACCUUGAUUUCAAAAUUUAGGAAUGAAGUAUGGAUUCCUUAAAUUGGUCUUAAUUCUUAUUGGUGCUCAUAGAAAACAAAUCUUUUACAUUUGUACUUUCCAGAGUACGAAUUCUAAUGUUACCUACACAAGUAACACAACCACACGUGAUGGAGAUUCCUGUGCUAUACUACUAGAAAGAAUAACUCCACAGCGCCACAUCAGCAUCGAAUUCCACGUCAUGAUAGUAGAUAGGCAGCGGCGGCGGCGGCAUCAUCAGUCCCUCAGCCAUAUCCGCCACCAAUCCAUGCAUCCCAAACGCUUUCUCAUAGUCAUCAUCAUACAUAAGCCACGGCUGAUCAGAGCAGCAGGUCUUGGCCGCCUCCGUCGCGGCCUUCCGAAUGUCCUGAGCACUCGACGACGCCGGAAUCGGCAGCCGCCAGGUGGAGUCGGCGAAGUUGAGGCAAGCGGACCGGCCUCUCAAGGCGAUGGCAGCCACGUCGUGAGCCCGGGCCGCCAUUUCGGCGGUGGCGAAGGUCCCGAGCCAGAUUCUUGACUUCUUGUUGGGCUCUCUGAGCUCGCAGACCCACUUGCCGGAGUCACGGCGACGCACGCCGCGGUAGACGGGGUGGCGCGUCUCUCGGAACUUCUUCCGGCCUGCCCGCUUCUUUGGGCUGUUGGAAGCUAGAUUGAGUUGAUCAUCUGAGACUGAGAAAUGGUCCAUCGAUAAGCACUGACUAUAUGUUUCGAGAGUGUUUUUCAGUUGUUUCAGUUUGUUGGAAUGAGUGAUACUCCAGUACUUUAUAAAUUAGUUAGACACGGAGAUGUGUAAGAUGCCAGGCUGGAGGAAGAAGGGAAGAAAAAGGAAAGUGAAGUGAUGUGGGAGUUUAUAAUAGGCCAGCUGUUUUUUUAUUCAUAAUUUUGAAUAAGUCUCUUACACCACGUGUAAAAGUCUUAACAAUGAGUGAACUUGUUGUGAUUGUGACGUUUUCCAAAAUCCAAAAGAGCCACUGCACCAUAAAUUUCUUAUUUUUCCCAUUCCCACCUGUCUUUAAGCUAGUUUGUCAUAAUUAGUUUUAUACCCCCUCGUCUCACUCCAGUAGUUCCCCGUUUAUCAUUGUAUCCCUGUUGGAGUUCCAAUUAGAAUAUUUCAUAAAUGGCAAUAGACUAUGUAUUUCACCAA
This is a messenger RNA of Salvia hispanica, 3778 nucleotides long. The record is from RefSeq and is a predicted model, not a curated record. Lineage: Eukaryota; Viridiplantae; Streptophyta; Magnoliopsida; Lamiales; Lamiaceae.